Messenger RNA from Scleropages formosus (Asian bonytongue), 1026 nucleotides. RefSeq names its product transmembrane protein 74. NCBI's taxonomy places the organism in Eukaryota, Metazoa, Chordata, Actinopteri, Osteoglossiformes, Osteoglossidae. The record is from RefSeq and is a predicted model, not a curated record. The transcript has a single exon. The annotation marks the transcript as partial.
GCAGUCGCCCUCUCCGACGGUGACCUCUGCGGGGUCUGCGACGCGGACCUGCUGGAGACCUCCUUCAGCCACUCGCACGAAAACGAGGAGAACGCGCACCACUGGUCCGCUCUUGAGGAGCGCGCGGAGGAGGGGCUGCGCGAGCCCUCGCCCUUCUCCGACGACGAGCUCGCCCCGGAGGCCUCGGCGGCGGGCGGCUCCACGGACUACGGCUUCGUGGGCGCCGUCACCUUUCUGGUGACGGGCGUGGCGCUCGUGGCCGUCUCGUACGCGGUGCCGCGCGACGCGCGCGUGGCGCCGGACGCCGGCGACGGCUUGUCCGCGCGCGAGAUGGAGCACCUGGAGCGCGAGAGGGCGCGGAUCGGCGCGCACCUGGACAGGUGCGUGAUCGCGGGGCUCUGCCUGCUCACGCUGGGCGGCGUGGUGCUGUCCACGCUGCUCAUGGUCUCCAUGUGGAAGGGCGAGAUGUACCGGCGCAGAGCCUUCGCCUACUCCAAACACUCGGCCAAACUGUACGGAUCCAUCGGCUUCAGGGUGGGGUCGAGUCCCCCUGCGGCCUCCCCGCACCCGUCCGAGGACGAGGAGGAUGGAGACGUCUUGAACUGACCCAGCGGCCAUGCGGGUCCACGAUGUCCACGGUGCGAGAGGGGGGGAGGGGGCCGAAUGUCCCCCAACCUCGCCACCCUACCCCACCCAAAAUUUGUGCAAAACUCCACUGAGUGCCAGUGCCAAUAUUUUCGCAAUAUUUUUGUACGCCUCCUGCCUGGAGGAAGCAACAUUUGUGCAGAACAGCUUUCGAGAAAGCGCCCCCACCCUUAUCCACUGACCCUGUUCGCUCGUGUCCUUAUGGCGACUUAGAACUAAACUGGACUUUGAACUGCGGCGUUUUGUAAGUUCUCAGCCUUCUUGAAGUUCUUAUCAAAGUGUGAAAUUGUACAGCUUUCCACUAGCCACACUUUUUCCUCGUCGUGACCGUGUUACUGGUUUUGCAUGAAGGCUAAAUAAAUGUGAGCAACCGUUUCCCAA